Molecule: messenger RNA, 1248 nt
Organism: Temnothorax curvispinosus
Lineage: Eukaryota; Metazoa; Arthropoda; Insecta; Hymenoptera; Formicidae
Exons: 9
Coding region: 263-1165 (300 amino acids)
Biological process (GO): detection of chemical stimulus involved in sensory perception of smell; sensory perception of smell
Cellular component (GO): plasma membrane
Molecular function (GO): odorant binding; olfactory receptor activity
Source: RefSeq, a predicted model, not a curated record
AGGGAGAUGAUCCGUCUGGAAGUUCAGUAUUUCGGUCUCAAUAAAAUCCUAUUGCUAGCUAUCGGUUUGUGGCCUCAUCAACAAUCCAAACUCACUCGAUUUCAGUUCAUUUUCCUCUCCAGUAUUCUGACAACGAGUAUUAUAUUUCAGAUGUACUCUUGAUCUCGUUGCCAAGGUUGUGUCUUCCGCAUCUUUCUUUACUGUUUACUUGAUACACUACAAUUCGUUCUGUAUUAACAUCAAAACCGUAAAAAAGUUAUUGAUGGAACUUCAACAUAUAUAUGACGAAUUAAAGGAUGAAAGAGAAAUUGCGAUCAUAAAAAAAUAUGGCUACAAUGCGAAACGUUACACAGCUGUACUUACGGCAGCUGCGGUUUGCGGAAUAUCUUUUACUAUUAUCGUUCAAUGUUUGGUGAAUAUGUUUGACGUUGCUUUAUCAGUAAAUAUAUCUCAACCACGUCGAAUGCAAUUCGUAACAGAAUAUUUUGUCGAUCAAGAAAAAUAUUUUUUUUUAAUCCUAUUACAUACAAACGUAGCAUUUUGCAUAGGAUCGGCUGCAACAAUAGCAACAGGAACAAUGCUUCUUGGAUAUCUUCAGCUUAUUUUUGGAAUGUUCAAAAUUUCUAGUUAUCGUAUCGAACGUGCAGUGAAGAUCAAUAUUUCACAAGAUAUUAGCCUAAAAAAUAGAAUUUCCAAAUCCGGAAGCUUAAUGUGCGCUGUAGAUAUUCAUCGGGAAGCAAUGAGAUUAUCCAAAUAUUUAGUAACUAGAUUUGAAACAAUGUUCUUGAGUUUAACGGUGAUCUUUAUCAUUUCCUUAUGUUUCAAUUUUCUUCGGAUUUUUCAGGUUGUAUCCUCGAAAGAAGCUAUUGAGGAAGCUUUCUUCCCUAUUACUUUUGUAUUUAUUAAUAUAUUUUAUUUGUUUAUAUGCAACUUUUGUGGACAAAAUAUCAUAGAUCACAAUAAUCACGUAUUCAUUACUGCGUACAGCGUUCAAUGGUAUGUAGCUCCCUUGCAUAUUCAAAGAAUGAUACUCUUCUUGUUGCUAAAAGGCGCCAAAGAUUUUACUAUAAUUGUCGGUGGAAUAUUGGUUUCAUCCAUCCAAUGCUUUGCUACGUUGGUAAAGGCUUCAGUAUCUUACUUUACUGUCAUGUUAUCUAUGGUAUGACGUAUGACUAAAUCAGAUAUAAACAGGGAGAAAUAAAUUUUAAGAAGCAGUAUCUCACACAUGUAGAAAGUUUUAGUAUUAAA